Messenger RNA from Daldinia decipiens, 1802 nucleotides. RefSeq lists its product as uncharacterized. The transcript has a single exon. The record is from RefSeq and is a predicted model, not a curated record. Lineage: Eukaryota; Fungi; Ascomycota; Sordariomycetes; Xylariales; Hypoxylaceae. The coding region runs from base 235 to 1581 and encodes 448 amino acids.
CUUUGUUUACGUAUAAAUAUUCAUAAUGGCCAUAAAUACCUACAACAACAAGACGUCAGUGACUAAAUGUCAUGCAUUCUUGUCCAAGACAAGAAUAAAACCCGUCUUGCCAGCACCUCCAUAACUUUCAACCAGCGAAGCUAACCCCUUUCAAAGACUCAUAUCGAAUCUGUGAAACAACGCAGAGUUUUACUCAUACCUUUCCCCUUACCACUUCUCGUCUUGGAAGUUAUCAUGGCACCUCAGACCAAGCAAGAAUCACCGCUAUAUCCCGUUAAAGAAAUACUCUCGUUACACUCAUCGCACCCAUUCUUAUGUACAAAUUGUUACACCAACCUUCUGGAACUGUCCGAGUCACCAGAGUGUAUCCUCUCACAAUCCCAAUCUAAAAAGCGACAACGUAGCAACUCUCCUGACACUGAUUGUCGAAAAAAAACCAGAUUGUCCCCUCCACUAAGAUCAGAUUCUGAGGCGCAAAAGGGGCACAAAGAAACCCAACCAAUUUCAACACUGCCCUUUAUCCGAUCACCUACUGUCGAAGAGUUUAAAUUCAGAUACUUCCGGGAAAAUCCUAAAAUAGCCGCGUGGCUUGGUAUUGACGACCCGGAUCUACCAGAAAUGGCAGGAUCUUACCGGACCACUAAAACCGUAGACUCUAUUCCCAUAAUACUUUCUACGACUGCAUCCUCGAUGACGAAAAAGGUCCCGGCUUAUUUGAUAGACGCGAAUUUUCGAAGCGCUGUCCUUCGUGACAAUAAAAUCGAGUUUCUAGAUUUAGACCCUCAUGCUACACUUCCGGAUUGGGUUCAAACCCAUAUCAACGAAGUGAAUAGUGUAGAAGGGGACGAUAUUCCUAUAGAUAUAUGUAACAUACAUGCCGACUAUGUAGGCACUGCUAUGAGAGCGGUAUACGAAAGCGAGAUACUACACUCUCUUAUUACCGCUUUAGGUCUUGGACGUCGAGUCUGGUUCGAUGAUUCUCCUUUGCUCAAAUAUCACAGUCAACAAGUGUUCCAAUAUGCCCUCUUACCACCGGAAGUGGGGACCAGUACGUUGCAUAACCCGAGGCCUGAUAUACUCUUUGGAUAUAACAAUGAAUAUAUACCUGCCUUAAGGGCAUAUGAUAUAGGUUAUAAGGCGUUUAGAAGCGCGAUUGGUGAUACCGUUUGCCUCCCGUACUUGAUCAUGGAAUCACAAGGCCAUCUGGGCCAUAUCUUAGUAGCUGAGAACCAAUCUUUCAUUAGCGGCCGCAUAUCUUUAGAUAUGACCUGGCCGAUACUUGGGGAUCAGGACAUAGUAUUUGUCGUCGGCACCAUGCCAUACCUUGCACACCUCUAUGUUAUGUGGAGAGACGUAGUAGAGAAUCAUGGUCCUCGCUAUUAUAUAAAAUUGAUUUCAGUAUUUAGCUUAAUCGAUUUGGAACAGUUUAAAAGAUUCCGAACGGCGAUUUUCCACAUCCAAUACUGGGCGAAAAAUAACAGGCUAAAGCGGGUUUUAACUGGCCUCGAGGCGUGGAGAGCAGCUGGUUGUCCUCGACACAAGUACCAACCAAGUAGACGUAGUCCUAUGCAGGAGGAAUAAGCAGCAAGAAGCCUAGGUUAGGGGUAUAGUAUUCUGUAUGAUCAAGGAAACGGGCAAGAUCAAGGAUAGUUUCAGAGCCAAUAAGGAGGCUAUUCGAGUCUUGAAAAUUACUGGAAAAGGUAUAGAUUCCAGCGGUGUUUGAAAAUACUUUUACAAUGUGUGGGAAGCCCUUCUGGUUUGAAGUAUCUCAGAUCGAUCCUUACCUGAAAUCUAAUUGGUUG